AUGGCAGCCUCGAAUCCUGUAGACUACCUUGCCAUCCGAAACACCAUUGCUCGUUACUGUAUUGCGCUAGAUACCAAGGACUUUGGUCUGUUCGACCAUGUCUUCACGCAGGACGUUGACACAGUAUAUCCCUUCUUCGAGGUCAAAGGAAUGAAAGAUGUUGCCGCCCGCAUACAGAAGAGGCAUGCUAUACUCUCGCCAGUCACGACUCAGCAUGCACUAACCACACAGCUUAUCGAAAUAGCCGCAGAUGGCAAGACCGCCAAAGCCACGACAUACUUCACCGGCGUCCACUUCGGACAAGGGAAGUGGGAAGGCAAGGAGGUUACUGCGUGGGGAACGUACGCCGACACGCUUACUCUGACUGAAGGCCAGCCGUCUCUGCCAGGGUCGAGCGGGCAGUGGCUCAUCAGCAGGCGGGAGGUCUCAUUCACGAAGCGGUUAGGUGAGGAGGGUGUCAUGGAUGGCGAGUAG
Messenger RNA from Baudoinia panamericana UAMH 10762, 474 nucleotides. RefSeq lists its product as uncharacterized. The coding region runs from base 1 to 474 and encodes 157 amino acids. The record is from RefSeq and is a predicted model, not a curated record. The transcript is spliced from 2 exons. Lineage: Eukaryota; Fungi; Ascomycota; Dothideomycetes; Mycosphaerellales; Teratosphaeriaceae.